This is a messenger RNA of Phycodurus eques (leafy seadragon), 14608 nucleotides long. RefSeq names its product kinesin family member 21B (gene kif21b). Lineage: Eukaryota; Metazoa; Chordata; Actinopteri; Syngnathiformes; Syngnathidae. The coding region runs from base 375 to 5453 and encodes 1692 amino acids. The record is from RefSeq and is a predicted model, not a curated record. Gene Ontology annotation, molecular function: ATP binding; microtubule motor activity; microtubule binding. The transcript has 35 exons. Gene Ontology annotation, biological process: microtubule-based movement; mitotic spindle organization.
GCCUCUCAAUCAGCGUACCGCGUCGGUCUCUAAGGAGCGUUGCUGCGUUCAGGGUCGCUCACGUGUGCUUCAGACAACAUGUAGCCACCGGCACUCACACAUUGCUAUCACAUAAACAGGUUAGGGUGCAGUGUGACGGACACAGGCGGCUCGCAGAAGAUGAGCGUCACCGCCGGGGAGAAACAGAGAGGAGUUCGGAAGAGGCAGCUGGUAACGGCCAACUCUUGACGGCAACUCCCGCUGACCUGAGCCGCCGCCGCCGCCGCCGCCGCCGCCGCUCCUUCAUGCCGCUGAAGAGCACCGAGGCCGCGCACUGAAUCCAAACACAGAGCUGGUAUCCCCCGCACGAGCCGCGUGGGACCUGGGACGAGACAAUGGCGAGUCUGGGUGACUGCUGCGUGAAGGUUGCACUGAGGAUACGUCCUCAGAUGGCCAAAGAGAAGAUUGAGGGCUGCCACGUGUGCACAUUGGUCACCCACGGAGAGCCGCAAGUCCUCCUGGGAAAAGACAAGGCCUUCACCUACGACUUUGUUUUCGACAUCGACUCAGAACAGCAGAGCAUCUACCAAGCAUGUGUGCACAAGCUCAUAGAGGGCUGCUUUGAGGGCUAUAACGCCACCGUGUUUGCUUAUGGCCAGACUGGUUCUGGGAAGACCUACACCAUGGGGACCGGUUUCGAUGUGAAUCUAACCGUGCCGGAGCAGGGCAUCAUCCCACGAGCUGUUCACCAGCUCUUUGAAGGGAUCCAAAGCAGGAAGGAGCAAGCCAAAGAAGCUGGCACCCAGCCUCCUGAAUUUAAAGUCAGCGCCCAGUUUCUUGAGCUUUACAAUGAAGAGAUCCUGGACUUGUUUGACAGUGCAAGAGAUCCAGAGAGCCGGAGCAGGAAGUCCAACAUAAAAAUCCAUGAGGAUGCUAGUGGCAGCAUCUACACCACCGGGGUCACUUCCAGACUUGUCCAGUCAGAGGAGGAGCUGCUGCAGUGUCUGAAGCUGGGCGCGCUGUCCCGCACCACUGCCAGCACACAGAUGAACGCUCAAAGCUCACGCUCACACGCCAUCUUCACUAUCCACCUCUGUCAGAUGAGAGUCUGCCAACAACAGCUGCAAUUGGCGAAUGGAGAGGGGAAGACUGAGGAAUUAAAUGGUAUGGACUCCAGUGCCAUCAAGCAGCCCGAAUAUGAAGCACUGAUGGCCAAGUUCCACUUUGUGGACCUGGCUGGUUCUGAGAGGCUCAAACGCACAGGAGCCACUGGAGAGCGAGCCCGUGAGGGAAUCUCCAUUAACUGUGGACUGUUGGCCCUGGGAAAUGUCAUCAGUGCUUUAGGAGAUCAGUCCAAGAAAGGGGGGCAUGUUCCCUACAGAGACUCCAAACUCACUCGGCUGCUACAGGACUCACUAGGAGGCAACAGUCGCACAGUGAUGAUCGCCUGUGUCAGUCCAUCUGAUCGUGACUUCAUGGAGACCUUGAACACCCUCAAGUAUGCGAACCGGGCCCGCAACAUCAAGAACAAGGUGGUCGUGAACCAAGACAAGACCAGCCAGCAGAUCAGCGCCCUGCGUGCUGAGAUAGCCCGCCUCCAGAUGGAGCUGUUGGAGUACAAAGCGGGGAAGCGCGUGGCAUGUGAGGACGGUUCGGAGGGUUACAGCGACCUGUACCAGGAGAACACCAUGCUCCAAAGAGAGAAUGACACACUGCGCCUCAGAGUGAAGGCCAUGCAGGAGACCAUCGACCACCUCAACACCCGAGUCACACAUCUUCUGGCCAAUGAGGUCAACAUGCUGAUCUCUAAGUCAAGUGAGGGAAACCAGGAGAUUGGGGCCCUUAUUCAGAACUACAUCCGGGAAGUUGAAGAACUCAGAUCCAAGCUGCUGGAGAGUGAGGCCAUGAAUGAAUCAUUGCGACGUCAAGCUGCUCGGCUCCCCUCUCGUACAUCCUUCACUUCUUCCUGUCUUAGCCCCGCCCCUGGGCACCCCCCUGGCUCCUCCCCUGUGGUCAUGUCCAUGGAGGCCGAAAUGACGGACGUGUUGCGCAGAGCCAAGCUGGACAUCGAGAAGCUGAAGAAGAAGGAGAGGAGACAGAGGAGGAUGAGUCCAGAGUUGGAGAAAGGUUUGAAAAAACGUGUUAAAUUACACAACCACGAGAUUGGCGACAAUGGACAAAACGGACUGAAUGGAGAGAUGGAUUCAGACGACAAUAACACCGAGGACAUCAUGUCUCCAUUGCAGGAGGAAAGUGGUUGCGAUGAGGACGAGGAGGAAGGAAGGGAGGAUGAUGACGAGUUUGACAGCGAUGAGAGCCUGGUGGACUCAGACUCAGAUUCUGAUGAGAAGGCCAACUUCCAGGCCGACCUUGCUGAUCUGACCUGCGAGAUCGAGAUCAAGCAGAAAUUGAUAGAUGAGCUGGAGAACAGCCAACGGAGGUUGCUGAUGCUGAAGCUCCAGUAUGAGGAGAAGCUCAUUUUGCUGCAGAACAAGAUCCGAGACACCCAGCUGGAGAGGGACCGUGUGCUUCAGAACCUCAUGUCCAUGGAGAACUAUACAGAGGAGAAGGCAAACCGCAUUAAGCAGGAGUAUGAGAAACGUCUUAAGGAGAUGAACCAGGACCUUUUGAAGCUCCGAGCUGCACAGAAGGAACAUGCGCGCCUCCUUAAAAACCAGAGCAGGUACGAACGGGAGCUGAAGAAACUCCAAACGGAGGUCAAUGAGAUGAAGAAAGCCAAGGUGGCGGUGAUGAAGCAGAUGAAGGAGGAGCAGCAGAGGAGGAGGCUGGUGGAGGCCAAGAGGAACCGUGAGAUUGCCCAGCUCAAGAAGGAGCAGCGACGACAAGAGUUUCAAAUUAGAGCAUUGGAGUCACAGAAGCGGCAGCAGGAGCUGGUUCUGCGCAGGAAAACUCAGGAGGUGACGGCCCUCCGCAGGUUGGCAAAACCCAUGUCAGACCGUGUAGCUGGACGCGUGGCACGCUGGAACCAAACCCCCCCAGUGACUGACUCUGGGGCAGAGUUGUCCGCCAGCACCACGGCGAGCAGCUCUGAACCCGAGAGCGGGAAGACUGUGAGCGGAUUAGUGCGGCAGUGGAACAACAAAAACAAUGGGUAUGGCUACCUGGGAGAGAGUGAGGGCAGCAUGGAUAGGACGCGGGUCGUUGGCAGCAGAAAGAAGCUGCAGCGUAAGCCAGCAGAUGCCGGCACCACUGCAGCAGCGGGCAGAGCCCUAACCUUCUCCAAGUCGGCCCGUCAGAAGUGGCAGACUUUGGAGCGUCGUGUUAUGGACAUCGUCAUGCAGAGAAUGACCAUCGCCAAUGUAGAAGCUGACAUGGAUCGACUCAUAAAGAAACGAGAGGAGCUGACGGCCCAGCAGGAGGCGCUUUCACACAAGAGAGCGGUACUAAUGGCGGAAGGGGAGGGUCCAGAAGCUGAGGACCGACUCCUUUUGGAGGUUGGUGAGGAUAUGGAGGUUCUGAACGCUAACAUCGACUACAUCAAUGACAGUCUGUCGGACUGCCAGGCCACUAUUGUGCAGAUAGAGGAAACAAAGGAUGAGCUGGACUCAGUGGACACCUCAGUGGUGAUCAGCUCAUGUUCUCUGGCUGAAGCACGCCACCUGCUGGACCAUUUUCUCAAGGCGUCUAUUGACAAGAGCUUACAGGUGGCACAGAAGGAGGCUCAGAUCAGACUGCUGGAGGGUCAGCUGAGACAGACCGAUGUGAUUGGUUCAUCCCAAAAUCACAUGAUCCUUGAUGCUUUGCGGGAAAAGGCAGAAUACAUCCCUGAACUGCAGGCUCUCAUCCACAAUGUACAACAGGAGAAUGGUUAUGCUAGCACAGAUGAGGAGCCAUCUGAGUUCAGUCAAGCCUCAGACAACAGUGUCUCUCUAAUGAAAGAGUCCAAUAGUCAAGAUGACUUCAAAAUGAAGGUGGAAUCUCGUCUGUCAGCUCAGAUGAAGGCGGUGUCGGCCGAGUAUCUGGGUCCCACCCUGGAGCAUUCGUCAGGCUGCAAGCAGCAGCAAAUCACUAAGUCCCUGGCCUCGCUCACCGACAUCCAGGAGGACAGUCUGAGCAGGGUCAAGGCAAGCUUGGGUCUUAGCCUCGGCCUCUCUCUGCUUGACCCCUACCACAGGGAACGAGCGUCACGUACCAUCAGCUUGCCUGUCAGAGGUCACACCUUUCCCAGGCAGUCGCGGGGCUACGACACCUCUCCCAUCACCAGAAGAAAAUCUUAUGACCGUUCGUACAGGCCCACUGAUGGCUGUACUCCCCCUUCUUCCCCUCCUCUGAGGACCAGGAAUGACCGCAAUGUGUUCUCGAGGCUCACCAGCAACCAAAGUCAAGGUUCUGCUCUGGACAAGUCGGAUGACAGCGACUCCUCGCUCUCCGAGGUGCUCAGGGGGGUGAUCAAUCCAAUCGGUGGUGUGAAGGGGGGUCGGACAGCCCCCCUGCAGUGUGUGUCUGUAGCCGAGGGUCACUCAAAGCCCGUUCUGUGUGUGGACGCCACGGAUGAGCUGCUGUUCACUGGAUCUAAAGAUCGCACCUGUAAGAUGUGGAACCUGGUGACAGGUCAGGAGAUUCUCACGCUCAAAGGCCACCCCAACAAUGUAGUCUCGGUCAAAUACUGUCCCUCCUCGGGUCUGGUCUUCUCCGUCUCUACGUCCUACAUCAAGGUGUGGGACAUACGUGAUUCGGCAAAGUGCGUCCGCACACUCAGUUCAUUAGGGCAGGUAGUGUCAGGUGAUGCGUGUGCCGGCGCCACCACCCGCACAAUAACAUUUGCACAUGGUGAAUGUCAGAUCAACCAGAUUGCACUCAACCCAUCAGGAUCUGUGUUGUACGCCGCUACUGGAAACACUGUCCGCAUCUGGGAUCUCAACAGGAUGCAUGCUAUGGGCAAGCUGACAGGCCACAUUGGCUCUGUCAUGUGUCUCACGGUGGGACAGUCUCUACUGGGCAAAGACCAGGUCAUCACUGGCUCUAAAGACCAUUACGUGAAGGUGUUUGAUGUGGCAGAGGGGACGAUGGGUAACGUUGGCCCAGCACAUAACUUUGAGCCACCACAUUACGAUGGCAUCGAGUGUUUGGCCGUGCAGGGAGAUGUACUGUUCAGUGGAUCGAGAGACAACGGCAUCAAAAAAUGGGAUUUGGAGCAGCAGGAGCUCACUCAGCAAAUCCCCAUCGCCCACAAGGACUGGGUGUGCGCCCUGGCGUACGUCCCGGCAAGGCUGUUGGUGCUCAGCGGCUGCCGGGGUGGCAUGCUGAAGGUGUGGAACGUCGACAACUUCACUCCCAUCGGAGAAGUCAAAGGGCACGACAGCCCCAUUAAUGCCAUAUGUACCAACUCCAGGCAGAUUUUCACUGCAUCCAGUGAUUGCAGGGUGAAAUUAUGGAACUAUGUGCCUGGCUUGACCCCGUGUCUUCCUCGCCGGGUCCUCGCCAUCAAGGGCCGAGCCACCAGCCUCCCAUGAUUACCACCUUUCCUCCUCCCUCCGUGACAAGACGGUGAAGCUGUGGAUGGCAAAAGUGUGGAGGAAGAGGUGACGAUCCAAAUGAUGGCGGUUGAGCAUUUUUUCGUGUGGAUUCAGUUGUGGUCUCUGACCUCACUUCCAUGCCCAAGGCAAUUCCACUUUUAUUUGUUACUGUGAAAAACGGAACAUUGCCUUGAAAGGCAUAAUAAACAAUUGUUUCUUUCUUUUUUUUUUUUUUUUUUUUUUUUAAAUUUAUUUAUAUAUAUUUUUUGAAAGUGCCAUUUGCUGUGAUGCUACUUGGACAAGGCAAAUGCAUCUUGCAGACACAUCUGGCAGGACGAUUUCUCUCAUCACAACAAAAUGAUGAAGAAGAGUGUCCUGCUGUUUCCCCUUUUUUUUGAGGGCGGUGAAAAGCAGAGUACUUACGGAACAUUUGUGUAAACACCUUCAAUAUCUCCUUGAAGGAAUUCUGUAUUUUUUUUUUUACAUCAAUCAUUGAACAAUCAUCUUUCAUGACCAUCAUCGUCAUUUUUAUUCAGCUGUUACACAACGAGACAUCUCAUGUUGUACCCCAGGUUUUCCCUUAAGUUGUCACUGAAUUUCUGUGGUGAUCAACAAGGAGUCUUUAAUGUUCAUUUUCCCUACCUCAUUUGUUUUGGACUGAGCAUUCCACAUGGGCGAGAACAUGUUUAUGGGUCUCUCUGCACAAAAACCUGGUGCUGCAUUUGUCUGGCGCUUUAUGUCUGUAAAUGUGUCCUCUGUUGGUUCAGGCUGUCUCGCUGCUUACCUUGCAAACAGGAAAACACACAUCCAGUAGCUCAAGCGAGGUGAUACUGGCCCUGGAGGAGCUCACUAGACUUCAUUAUCUUGUGCAAAAAGUCCUGACGACAGCAGAAAUACCAAACACCCCCUGCAGACUACAGUGCUUUCAUUAAGGGCAAGAUCGGUCCCAUCUCAUACAGUAUGUGGCCCCCUACAUGCCUUUUUAACUCUCUAUGUGAAGGGUAACUGAAGCCCCCAACAAUCUUUCUUCAUUACAGAGAAUGUCCUGUAAUUGACGCGGGUCCAGUCAUGCCAAAUAAGCCAACAUACAUGGAACAGUCAAACUACUGUAGCAUUUAAACAGCAAAUUUGACUGGACUGAGAUGAUGUGGGCAUGCUCCCGAGUAGGCUGAGAAGGAGACUACAGUGGAACCUCAAACUCAAGCUGCGGUAAAAUGUAAAACCAAACAUUUAUCAGAACUUGAAGCACUUGAACUUUAAUGAUGAAGGUGCCUCAUGUUUCGUCAUUCUUUAGUUACUGCUACAUAAGUGAAAAACAAAGAGUACCACUACUAAACAGAAAUAAAAACAUUCCUCAUGUAUUGUUUGGCCGGCAACUGGCUAGCACAUCUGCCUCACAGUUCUGAGGACCGGGGUUCAAAUCCUGGCCCCGCUUGUGUGGAGUUUGCACCUUCUCCCCGUGCCUGGGUGGGUUUUCUCCGGGCACUGCGGUUUCCUGCCACAUCCCAAAAACAUGCAUGGUAGUUUGAUUGAAGACUCUAAAUUGCCCUUAGGUGUGAACGUGAGUGCGAAUGUUUGUUGGUUUCUAUGUGUCCCCUUGCGAUUGGCUGGCGACCGGUUCAGGGUGUACCCUGCCCCGAAGAUAGCUGGGAUAGACUCUAGCAGCACACGCGACCCAAGUGAGGAUAAGCGGUAAACGUGAUGGAUUCAUUGUUUGGAAUUCACUAUAUUAAAUAUAAUCCCUGACUGGAAAUUCAAUUUACGCUCAAUGGUCUACUGACCCUCCGUUUCCAAAAUCCUUACAGAUUGAGACCUAAUAACCCCCCCAUACACUGUAUUGCAAUAAGUAGCAAGAAAGCCAUCAAAGCCAAAGAAAAAGCAAAAUAUAUAUCUAAAUUUUUUUGUUUCUUGCUGAACUGAACUGUUGUGCAAUGUUUUUAUGUUUUGCAUGGUGUCAUUUCCCUGUUGUUGGUCCCAUUUUUUGGAAUAAGUGCCGGUUAAGAGAAAAAAGGCAACAAAAAGCGAAAACGCACCCAGUCUUAAUCCUUUGACGGCUUCUGAGCCAAGGUCUAGCUAAUUUCUCAUGUGACGUCAUACAAGAAACUGUACUGAACUUGGGUGACUUUAGCAGUGGCGGCUGGUCAAUAAGUGCGCUAGGGGCACCGUCCUACCGAUUAGCUGAGUCACUACCUUGAAAAAGGGAAAAAAGUUAAUCAAAAUGAAAUGUUACAAUAAAAUUACAAAUUAUAUGUAUGUAGUUUUAGUUGAGCCGCAUAAAUUCUCUACUGUUAAUGAAGAGUAGACCCGAUUUGUUUAUUGCGGCUCUCUCAUUCGAUGACAAUUUCUGGAGAGGACAAGUGAGGAUGUCGCAUUCCAGCGCCCGUUUUAACGUUUAACAGGUUUAAAAAGAAAUUCCACUCUCCAUUUGUCGUUCGUAUUAUUCAACGUCACUUCUGGUCUCCGGGCCCUCCUCCCGCCUCUUUCGACGUUUUCAUUUGGCCAUUGUGGAGACGAGUAGAGCUACGUGCAGAGUUUGAAAAAAAUGGCGGCAGAGACCUUGAGUAAACUCAGUGAAGACUCUUGUGUGUUGAGGUUAAUUAAGGGACUACUUGGGGGUAUAUUGGACAAUGUGUGUGUGUGCAUAUAUAUACUGUACAAACAUUGUUGUCUGAUGUAUUCCAAAUGAGGGCAUUCUAUUUCAGAGGUUCCACUGUACUUGAUGCUGGUAAUCUAGGGAGAGCAUGACCAAUUUAGCAUAUUUCACUUCCUGCAUGUAACGCUGUCCUAAUCGCUGUUUGUCAGAUAGCGUUACAUGUUUCAUGAUGUAGUGUGUUAACUUGAAAAACCAAGAGGCUAACGGAGGGUAUAUGAUAUCAGAGGUUGAAUUGAGUUUGUCCAAGUAGUUGAGCUUCCCUCCUGUGCUCAUGUAUCCUGGUAGUCCUCACACUGAAGGCUUCACCCAUUUUCCCGGCUACUGAAAGUCUGUGUGAAGCCAAUUUAAUUAGCGCUCUCACAUUUCUCCUGGCUCCUCUGCAGAAGAGACUUUCUGGGGGAAAGCAGGUCACCACUGAGAGGGAUUUUGAAAUCUCCCUCCACCCACCUUUUACUGCUCCAUUCAACGACGGGAAGACAUAUCCUGUUUCGAAGCAAACGGUCAUAAUGUCCACUGGCUUUUCUCAUUUUUUGGCUCGCCCGAUAGGUCUGAUAGUCUUUCUUGCAUGUAUCUUCAAACAUUAUUUUUUUCCCCCCCUUGUCAUCCAAAUUCAGAAAAUGUUGACAUGAAGCUUUUUCAUCUGGGACUCAUAAGUCAAACCCCCCAGAACCCCCAACUCCUGUCCCCUGCACAUGACGAGUCCUUUAAAAUGAUGAAAGGAUGUCGAAAAGGUGGUGCUUGUGUUCCACUGAAUUUCGGCAGUACACACUGCUACCAGGAGUCAGAUGCUGCUGACACACUCCAAAAGCAAUGAUGUUUUUUGUUUUUUUUUAAUGCAAAAAUGUGGACCAACAAGACUUAUUGGGGUGGUCUCGGUUUCUAUAUUUUUGCCAUGAUGAGAAACUCAGGUACAGAUUGAAGGAUCAUUUUAGAUGGUAUUGAACUCAUCACUUGACGUGAUUUUUGGGUCACAUUUUUCAAAUGCCUUGUUUGUGAAAAAGGGUACUAUUAGUGUAUCACCCUAUUCAUAUUCUACAUUUAUUGUGUAUGUAUUUUCUGUAAAUAGGUUUACUUUGCUGGAAAAAUCUUAAUUGAGGUUUUUAAAAUCUGGCCCAAAUAUGUAAAUCGGAGAGUUUGCGUUUGGGGAAAAAAACGUAUUAAGGUAAAAAAAAAAAAAAAAAAAAAAAGGAUUUUACUAUUGGUACACUCGUUCAAAUUGCUCUUAUUUUAUUUCAACUCAAGGGCACGCCACUGGACCCUUUAUUGUAUUUUAGUCUGUGCCAAUUAGCCAAAAAAAACAAAACAGUUUGCUACCUUUUAUGUUUCUAGGUCAUAACUGGUGAGGAUAGGAUCUCACUGUGAGAUCCCCUGCUUAUACAUACAAUGUUCAUGGUGCUAACUGAAUGAUAGCACAUCUGUGAAGAUUGCAGUUCAUCCCAUUAAGAGUUAUCAGCCUCAGUGCUUAAGACCUACAUCAAUUUCAUAUCCAAUUUGCCAAAGGAUCACACUGUUUAUUGAAAUGUCACUUCCCACCUAGAUGAUCAUUUCAUCUGGCCAUCAUUAUCUUCAAAGUUGUCCCUAGUUCUAAAGAAGAGUCCGUCCAAUUACAAGGCUUGAUGCUGUGUAAAUAGUCAUGCCAUAACUUUUCAGGGUAACAACCUGACUUCACUUUCUUCAGACAGCCUCUUCAUAUUCACUGCUACGGAAGAGUAUUAAGCCCUCACAGGCAAUGUGUAGAGAAUAAAGCUAUGGGAAUUUAAGGGAAAAGGUCUUAAUUAAAGUGGGUACGGAAAGUAUUCAGACCCCCUUAAAUUUUUCACUCUUUGUUAGAUUGCAGCCAUUUGUUAAAAUAAUUUAAGUUAAUUUUUUCCCUCAAUGUACACACAGCACCCCAUAUUUGUUGACAUUUUCGCAGAUGUAUUAAAAAAGAAAAACUGCAAUGAACUUCAAUGAUUUAAGCAAAUGGCUGCAAUAUAACAGAGUGAAAAAUUUAAGGGGGUCUGAAUACUUUCCGUACCCACUGUAUAUUUUGGUAAUUUUAAUAGAAUAAUAAGCAUAAACGUAUGUUAUGUUUUUUCCAGUCAUCUGACAGUGUUUUUAAAUAAUACUGAGUGACAUUACCCGAAAAAUUACAAUUUAAAAGUAAUUACCACUUUUAAAAAAAUCCGUUAUAGUCAUAUUAUGACACAAUGCUCGCAAAUUACAACUAUUCAGGUAACCCAUAAAAUAUAAUAAUACUGUAGUAAAAACUAUAAUCUCGUCAGAUCACAAAUUUUGCUUAAAAAUGCACCUUUUUAGUCAUCAUAGUCCAACAUGACAAUCUUAUUUACGUAAGAUAACUUUUAUAAUAGAAGCGUACUGUCAUCAGUCUUCUACUCUGUUAUUGUCAUAUCAAGACUUGUUGCUGUCGUCUUACUAAUUUAUGUUCAUCAUUUUACAAUUUGUUUUUGUUUGCAUGAGUGGCCCUAAUACUCAUUCAUUCGCUGAAAGUUAGGACUUCCAUGCUCUUUGGAUAGUAGACACUACUGGGAAUAGGCCAGAUAUGUACUGUAUGAAAUGUAGUCUUGACUGGGCGUUCUAAAUACGACACUGGAAUCUUACUGCAAACACGCCUUUUUAGAUCUUCAGUAGGUUUAACAGACAAUUCUAUUAAUAGUAUCUGUGAAAUGUGCAGGCAUGUUAAGAUACUUCUGUCUGCCCAGUCCUUUUGUAAAUGUUGAGAGAGCAGCAUGCUGACCUUUAUUGACGCAAGUCUUCCACUGGAACCUUUAUUUCAUUUCAUUUUGAAUUAAAAAAAACAAAACAAAAAAAAGAAGUUAUUAGCAGACUUAACAGUAAAAAUGCUCUUAUGACGUGUUACUGUCCUUAAUGUACAAUUGAGCCUCCAACCAGCUGGAGGCGCUAUGCAGUCAAACAAUUAAAAAGAAAGAAAGAAAUAAGAACUUUGUACCAAACCUCAAAACAGUUUGAACAGCUAACAUAAAAAAAGUACCAUAAACGAAGAAAAACUGAGUUGUCGCUAAAUUUGAAUUGGUUACACGGUGGCUUUUCAGAGUUCUUUCUGUGAUUUUGCCCUAAACCCUGUCAGAAUCAAGCAACCCAUUACAAGUGAUUCGCUCGUGAGCAAUUAGCACUUCACACCCAGCCCGACCAUUGUGUGACUGUCAAGAAAUAGAAGCUUGGUACCUCGACUUGAGCCUUGUGCCUCAGCCAGCGGGCCUUACACAAUCACAAUGUCUGUGUAGCAGAAACAUGGUCCUACAAAUUCAGUUUUAAGUCUGCCGAUGUCUCCGCUCACUCGAUCGUUAACGGCUGAGAAGUCUUUUCAUCAUCCGGGCCGACGGGACGGGAUCGUACUCGCACACAGACUAGAGGGCUGCUUACUUCUUUGCUGCUAGCCGCCAGCUCUCAGUCACACAUCUCUUCUAAUAAUACAUGUUGCAAUGUCUGUGAAAACAAUACUUGAUGCGACAUGAAAGCAGGGUAAAAGGUCAUUUGUGCCUUUUAUUGCACAAACUACUCAUUCUUAAAUGAGUAAAAAUGUGUGUGCCGUUUUUGUUGUUGUUAUGAGAAUAUGCAUGUGACCAAGCCAUGUACAAACGGGUUUUAGUGUAUAUAAUGUAAAUACAUAUUUAAUGACAAAUACAAUGUUCGCUGAACAGAAUAAAUGUGUUAAAAAAACAUGCUUGGCGGAAGUGUUUUCAGAUUUUGGAUGUUAUUUUGGUGUAUGCAAUAGUCUAACCUAAGAAUGACAGGUGUAAAAAGUAAUUGUGGUGAGGAGAACGGCAUUUCUGUCAUUGCUGUGCCAAACCCUCGAUCACCUCCAGUUCAUCUUUGUAGUUUUAUGUUGCAGCCUUAUUCCCAAAUAGAUUAGUUUUUUUCCUAAAAAUUCUACAAACAACACCCUGUAAUGGCAGCAUGAAAAGGUUUAAAAUAAAUGUACAUAUAUUAUAUAUGUCAUGUACAUAAAUAUUCACAGCUUUUGCACAGCUGAGGUGAGAAGAGUACUUUAGAGUAAUAGUACUCUUCGUACUAUUACUUAUUAUUACUUUUACUUAUUACUAGUACUUAGUAAUAGUAAUAAUAAUAGUAAUAAUAGUGUCUCCAAAGUGUUCUCUGUCAAUUGACUGUCUGUUGUCGUACUAGAGCGGCUCCAACUACCGGAGACAAAUUCCUUGUGUGUUUUUGGACAUACUUGGCAAAUAAAGAUGAUUCUGAUUCUGAUAAUGUAACUCCGGUAAAAGUAAAAAGAUGUCCUCCAAAAGAUUGGAUGAUUGGUGUGGUGAAUGUGCGCCCCGCCCCGGCUUUGCGUGUUUAUUUUCACAACUAAGUGAAUUUGAAUUCGGAAAUCAAUUACCAUGGGUUGCAAGGCAUCAUUUUCUUUUUGAGGUUAGUAGUGAAUGUCCAUAUUCAGUAUCCGUAGCACUCCUUCACUUUGUCCGUAUUGUCAGCCUGCAUUUGUCAGGGAAUGGCUUUAAAUAGAACUAGAAAUGCACCCAGUGGAGCACAGACCUUCACUAAGGUGGAGAGAUUGUGGUCUUCUGUAUACUUCUUCUUCUCAUGUUCGCUCAACACUCCUUGUGGAGGCCGGUCCUGUUCUUUUGGAAUUAAUCCUUUGAUUCUAAACUGUGACAUCAUGCAUUAUGGAGAAUUUCAAAGGCACACUUGCACCAAACUUAAAUUUGUUUGUCCUCUGGGUAGUUGACUUCAGAUUUUCUUCACUGAUGAUUUGAUUAGACCCAAUGCAUGCAAUUAAAAACAAUAAAUGAGCUGACAUAGUUGAACAUAAAAGAAAAAUAACAGAUGGACACAUGGUUAGAUUUUUAUUUCACCUGAAGGCUUUUCUGUCUGCGUCAAGAUUCUCUCAGAAGAAACACAUGCAUCUUCAUUCCCUUUGCGAACGCAUGAUCAUUAACUCGUGCGGGGCAACACUUGCCACAGUCGCGGCGGGACACACAAAUGUUGUGAUGUAUGAUGGCCAUUAAUGCCUCAGAGGAGGCGAAAACCAUUUGAAGAUGCCAGUCACAAACAAAUAUCCAUACACAGCACAGUCGUCACAUCCUUCCUAGAAGGGCGUGUUCCAUCUGCUCGCCCCACAUAAAAAAAAUAAAAUAAAGAAAAUGAACUCCAGGAAUUUGAUGCCAGUAUCUUCUUCAGUUUGAUUACAUUGCAACAUUUCAGUCAAGUCUCCUCUUGCUUGCCGAUCCAUUGAUUUCUGUCCUUGUGGGCCAUCAAUCACGCUGCAACUUAAGGAGUAAAUUCAGGCAAAUACCUGGAGUGAAUAUUAAAGCCCUUACAGUAACUGCUUGUGUGUGUGUAAACAUUAAUAAGAAGUGGUUAUCACUGGAAAUGAAAGUUCUCACUUGCUCAUCCAUCACUCUGUAGCAGACAUGCGCCCCUCAAACGGAGGUGACACAGUGGCUCCCCACAGUUUGACAAACUGCAGCCUUCGAAGCCGCCCUGCUGUGAGACUCCCGCAACAAGACGCUUUGGACCCUAAAGUAAUUAGCAGGUCCCCUCGAAAUCUUGGUUUACACUCAUCAAAGAGUCUUUUCUUCGUUUGAACUCCCAACAGGCCAAAAGAGACCGAUCGACGGUGGGAUGCAAAUACAGCAACAAACUAUUUGCUUAAUAUCCUAACGUGCGUGAAAGGCGCCACACGCAGGCGUCGAGAGGAACUGUAAAGCCGACCGGGCGGACUCUCAUUUGAUGUUUAACCAAGGAAAAAUGUCUCUUAAUAUUUCACAAACACUGCAGAAUUAUUCCAAAUGUAUGCCUUGAUGUCUGUCAUUGCGUCAACUUUACAAAUGCAGCUGUGAGAUUUUGAGAAUUGUUUGUCUUGAUUUGAAUCAUAAGCAGUUGAUUUGCCAAAACUAAAGUAUAAACAUUCCUUGUGCUUGACCUGUGAGUAAAGAGUGCCAAGUUGAGGUUAUUUUAUACUAAUAUAUGAUUUUAAAACUAUUUUAUCAAAUUUGUAGACAAGAUUCAAGCUGAUGGGUGUGGUCUUCUCCGUCCCUCUUCAACACACCCCUGGGGUACUUAACCCUGGCGCCCGUGUGUUUUCGCGCUCGUGUUUUUCCUCUCCUCGUCUUGCUGGCAGCUCGCCCGGUGGGCCACCCCUCCCCGUUUUGCCCUUUCUUUGUUCGGGCGCACAGCUCGGUAACCGCGAAAGCCGGGAUAGAACAGACUUGGCUUCCCAGCCUAAUCGUGGGCCACCGCGAGGCAAUCAGAGCAGCUACUACGAAGGUACCAGGUACGCUUCCAGCCAAGCGGGAUUAUUAUUAUUAUUAUUACCCUCAACUUUUGUCCUCACUCUCCCGUCCGCACUGGACGCAGUAAACGCUCACGUUUCCAACUUUAGUCCCAAAACAAUGUUCUUUUUCCCUUUUCGUAUGCCUAUGUUCCUUCUGUUUACCAUUAUUAGUGUUAUUUUCUUUCUUUAGUUAGACCUGUUAUGUGUUCCCUGGAUCCCUUGUAGAUGUCAUUAAAUAUACUAUAA